GUAAAUAAUGAGUACAAUGCUUUAUAAUAGCGUUCGUUUCAUGCUCAAACCAUGGAGACCAAAAAGAGAAAUAUUUCACUUUGUAUUUUCAAAGGCAAUGACAUAAACAUCAGCAAACAAAAUUAUAUUUUAGCUUAGAAAACAUAUUUAAGAAAAGCCUAAAGUCUUGAUGUUAUCAAUAAACUCAGGUUUUUAUUUUUAGAAAAUAUCAAUUUAGCAUAUGGAGAUCAAACUUAAGCAUAAAUUGUAGCUGAAGCAUUUGAAUAAGCAGCAAAAAAUUUAGAUGCUCCUUUUUAUACUUUUAUUGAUUGUUAUGCUUUAGGAUCAGCAUAUUACUUAGCAAGUUAUGGUACUGAAGUUUAUGCAAGUAAUUAUUAUUUUUAAGAUAUAUAGAUCCAUUUUCUUUAAUUGGAGAACUUUAAGUUUGUAAAAGAUAGAUUGGAUUAUAGAAUGUCCUUGAAAAAUUUAAAAUUAAUUAUAGUAAGAGCAAGAGAGAAAGUAUAUUAUUAGAUGCAUUCACAAAAGUUAGCGAGAAAUAAUUGGAAUUUAUAAAUAAAGAACUUUAAACUGAAUUUAAAUUUGCAUUAGAUCAAAUAAAAUAGAAUAGAGCAGGUAAGAUUAAGAAAUUUGAAGAGAGUAAGAUUUAUACAGCAUAAUAAGCACUUGAGAAUGGAUUGAUAGAUGAAAUUAGCACUUUUGAUGAAAUUUUAGCAAAAAAAUAUCCAAAAUUCAAAUCAAGAGAGUUAACAAUUUUUAAAGAUGAAAAUGCACAAAUAAUAGUUUAAGGAUAAUUACAAUUAGCAAUAGAAAAUUUGCUCACAAAAUUUGAAAAUAAUUAUGAGCUUUACUUAAAUGAAAAUGCUUACAAUGAUGUUUAAGAACAGAUUAGUGAAUUAUUGACAAAUGCACUAAAUAAUAUUGAUAUUCAAUAAAGUGUGUAUGAUUUGAUGAUGGAUUAUUUGAAUGACUUUAUUAUAAAUUCUAAUAAAUAUUGAGC
Molecule: messenger RNA, 997 nt
Organism: Paramecium sonneborni
Lineage: Eukaryota; Ciliophora; Oligohymenophorea; Peniculida; Parameciidae
Source: the annotation of a GenBank genome assembly